AUGAAUGGAGCCCUAUGGAGACCUCCCAGUCAGCUGAACAGUGCAGCUCCUGAUGAACCUGUCGCUCCCCACCAACCUAUGGCUUACCACCAACCGGACACACUAUUCCUGCAUGGCAAGAUUCUACCACACACCAGCGCAUUUGGUGUCUUGGUCUCAGACACCUACCAACACUUCCUAGCCUGCCACCCAACAAUGAAUCAUUUGGCCAAGAUGACUUUAUAUGCCUUGGUUACCAAUCCAAGCAUGGAGGACAUCAAUGAAUGCAUCGAAGAGAUCAAGAGUUACCUUCACUCACACUUCCCCGCUAUACAAGUAGUGACGCUAGAAGACUCUUAUGGUGAAACUCCUAUGCCUGAAACCUUCCCUGGAUAUAACCAGGGUCCUUUCCUGAGUCUCUCUUCAGCUGAAAGGCAGACAUGGCGACUGCAGUUUUCCCUUCACAGCGAUGUUUAUGACUUGUAUACUGGGGCAAGUACUCCUCGGGCUAAACAGACUCUAGCCUUUUUUCUUUAUCUGGUGAUCAUACACGAGUUGACUCAUGUUGUCAUGCUCGUGUUCUCAUCUGAAUCCACACCUACAAAGUUCUAUGGGAGUAGGCCUUUGUACUCACUCAAUGGCCUUGGGCUUAAUGCCAGGGGCCAGCAAGUUGAGCGUGGAGAGUCAGGUGCAAGCAUGGAGCAGCACAUGGCUGACUGUGAUCCCAACUCUGUGGAUGUUGGUAUUGUGGGUUCUACUUCCUUUCAGAUGCUAGCAAAUUCUCCAUUCUUGUCCAACAUAGCCUCUGGGCAGUGGGACUUGAUCUUGCAACUGCCCAUGCAAUCCAUUCCAGAUCAUAUGUCAGUUUUACGCCAGAAGAUCAGCGGCAGUCAGAUACGCAGGAACCGCACCCCAUCAUCUCCAAGUCUUUCUACACCUGCCACAACACCUGUGAACCGUCUUGGGAUGCUGCUCAUCAAUCCAGAUAUGUUUCCACCUUCUGGGGCUUGGCUUCAGCUCUCCGGAGAAAGUCCAGUGAAGUCCGAAGGACUUCCGGAGAAGCGUGGGAAACUUCGGAAGGACUUUCCGGAUGAGUGUGAGAAACUUCCGGAUGAGUGCGGGAAAGUUCCGGAGGAACUUCCGGAAAUUACGAUGGAGUUUCGUCCUGACGGGGAUAUGUGUAAUGGCUACUCAGGACAAGUCCUGAGUAGAAGGAAACAGAGGAAAGGCUGCAAGGACAAAGUCCGAAGCAGAAUAGGUCCGGAGGACCGCGGGAAAGUUCCGGAGGAACUUCCGGAAACUCGGAGGAAUGGAGGAUCGGAUGAGUGGAUGAGCGGAGGAGCGGAGGAGCGGAGGAGCGGAGGAGUGGAGGAGCGGAGCUCCGGCCUAGGGAAUUCCUCCCUAGGCCUGAGAUGGAUAAUGACUAAGUCGGAGGACUAGAACUGUUACGAGGACUUAGGGUGAAGGCUAGUGCGAGGA
Molecule: messenger RNA, 1458 nt
Organism: Suillus plorans
Lineage: Eukaryota; Fungi; Basidiomycota; Agaricomycetes; Boletales; Suillaceae
Exons: 6
Coding region: 1-1419 (472 amino acids)
Source: RefSeq, a predicted model, not a curated record